Xyrauchen texanus (razorback sucker) is the source of this 6459-nucleotide messenger RNA. Its product is annotated as inositol hexakisphosphate and diphosphoinositol-pentakisphosphate kinase 1-like. Gene Ontology annotation, molecular function: 5-diphosphoinositol pentakisphosphate 1-kinase activity; inositol hexakisphosphate kinase activity; diphosphoinositol pentakisphosphate kinase activity. Gene Ontology annotation, biological process: inositol phosphate biosynthetic process; inositol metabolic process. The coding region runs from base 1188 to 5195 and encodes 1335 amino acids. NCBI's taxonomy places the organism in Eukaryota, Metazoa, Chordata, Actinopteri, Cypriniformes, Catostomidae. The transcript has 29 exons. The record is from RefSeq and is a predicted model, not a curated record. Gene Ontology annotation, cellular component: cytosol.
AAUGCCGAUUAGCUCCGCGUUAUGGCACGAAACUAAAGAGCUCCAAUAUUCUUGAAACUGAGUCUAAUUUGCUUCGGUGGUUAUUGGAUUGACCGAAUAGUUGAAUAAAAGUGUUUUGUUUACACUGAGCUAACGUAUAGCGGCUAGCGUUUGCCCACUCAGCCUACUCACAAUCUUAUAUAUUUAGAAAUGGCAAGUGUUUUGGCAACUAAUAUAUUUAGUUCUUUGGUGUUUUUAGAAUUUGAUGUGUACGGUUAUGUAAUGGCUGUUGUUAUGCUUGUUUGCACAUGUUAUGAUGUGUUCACAGGUGUAGUGCUUUGAGACCGUUAUCUGGUGUCUUGAUACAUACAUAGACUGUGUGCCGUUACAUUUACACGUGUAUAUUUAUCAGACGCUACUUCAGCACAUUCUGUGCUUUUGACAUUUCAAACUGGUUACUAUUUGCAAUAGAGUGUAUAAUAUAUAAAGUAGAUGAUGCAUAUGUAGGGCUUAUGUCCAGGUUAUGUUUGUGCUCCUUAUCCAGUUGAACAGCUGUAAAUGGAGAUUUUGAGCUCGUAAUACUAAUGAACUUCUAAUGCUUUGUUCAGAUGAGGGAUAAUCGUGUUAAGUAUGAGAACCAGCUUUACCUAAAAUAACACAUGUGCCAAGAGCAGAAUGGAUUCAUGUGGUCAUUAGGAAUAUUUGGAUGAAUACAGAGUAAAAAGUGGUUGUAAUAGGGGCAUAAAGAAUAUAAUUUGUCAUGUUGUACUCCUAUUAUAAAACUAAUGCCUUAAAGGAAUAUUCCGGGUUCAAUACAAGGGUCUGCAGUGACCAUCAGCCAAUCCUCCUUGAGCUAAAACAAACAUCAGGCUUCAUCAUUUCAUCUUUCUGUUCACUCUAUGAGGAGCUGGAGACUAUCCCUUCUGAAAUAAGCUGGACAAAAUAAAAAUAAACAACCUAAGAAAGAAUGAGUCACCAGUCCACCACUUCACAUCUAUCCCAAUAACUAUCUACCUGCACUUGGGCUAUCCUCGUCCAAUCUGCCCUCAACCUCAAUCUCUCACACUCAUACGCACUCUGCCAGUGACCCCACUGCGGCUCCUGCAGGCUGGGUACGGAGCUGGUCUGGCCGCGUGCCCCUCCAGCUCUGCGUGUUAGUGUGAGAUGGCGCGGCAGGAAGCAGAGGGUUGCUGCCGCUGUGGACUGUAAUGUCAGAGCCCAGUAUCCCCGGCGAGAGCCAGUGCGGCGCUCCCAGAUUCUUCGUGGGCUGCGCAGAGGAUGAGAGCGAGGGCCUGGAUAACUAUGCCAGCAUGAGGACAGAAAUGGAGCUGUACGAACAUGACCUGGAGGAUGACUCGCCUCCAGAGCGUCAGAUCGUGAUGGGGAUUUGCUGUAUGAUGAAGAAAUCGAAGUCCAAACCCAUGACUCAGAUAUUGGAGCGCCUUUGUAAGUUUGAGUACAUUACCGUGGUCAUCUUUCCAGAGGACGUCAUACUUAAUGAGCCGGUGGAAAAGUGGCCACUCUGUGACUGCCUUAUCUCCUUUCACUCUAAAGGUUUUCCACUGGACAAGGCAGUGAGUUACGCAAUGCUCCGUAACCCGCUGCUCAUCAAUGACCUUAAUAUGCAGUAUUACAUACAGGACAGGAGGGAGGUAUAUCGUAUCCUGCAAGAGGAAGGGAUUGAUCUGCCACGUUAUGCUGUGUUAAAUCGUGACCCUGACAAGCCUGAAGAAUGCAACCUGAUUGAGGGAGAAGACCAAGUUGAAGUUAAUGGUGAAGUGUUCCUCAAACCCUUCGUAGAGAAGCCAGUUUCUGCAGAAGACCAUAAUGUGUACAUCUACUACCCCACCUCAGCUGGAGGAGGCAGCCAACGCCUCUUCAGAAAGAUUGGGAGCAGAAGUAGUGUUUACUCUCCAGAGAGUAGUGUGAGGAAAACAGGCUCAUAUAUUUAUGAAGAGUUCAUGCCAACCGAUGGGACAGAUGUGAAGGUGUAUACAGUUGGGCCAGAUUAUGCUCAUGCAGAGGCACGCAAGUCCCCUGCCCUGGAUGGGAAAGUUGAGCGAGACAGUGAAGGCAAAGAAAUACGUUACCCGGUCAUGCUCACUGCCAUGGAGAAACUUGUGGCCCGCAAAGUCUGUCUGGCAUUCAAGCAAACAGUGUGUGGAUUUGACCUUCUCCGAGCCAAUGGCCACUCGUAUGUCUGCGAUGUCAACGGCUUUAGCUUUGUGAAGAAUUCCAUGAAAUACUAUGAUGACUGUGCCAAGAUUCUAGGAAAUAUUGUGAUGAGGGAGCUGGCUCCUCAGUUCCAUAUUCCCUGGUCCAUACCUACAGAAGCAGAGGACAUUCCUAUUGUCCCCACUACGUCAGGCACCAUGAUGGAGCUGCGCUGUGUAAUCGCUGUGAUCCGUCAUGGAGAUCGUACACCAAAACAGAAGAUGAAAAUGGAAGUGCGGAAUCCCAUGUUUUUCGAGCUUUUUGAAAAAUACGGUGGGUACAAAACGGGCAAACUGAAGCUGAAGAAACCCAAACAACUGCAGGAAGUAUUGGACAUUACCAGGACACUCCUGGCAGACAUGGGACAGCAUACUGACUGUGAGAUUGAAGAGAAGAAGUCCAAACUUGAACAACUGAAGACUGUUUUAGAAAUGUAUGGCCAUUUCUCUGGAAUCAACAGGAAAGUUCAGCUAACCUACCUUCCUCGUGGACAGCCCAAAACAUCCAGUGAGGAGGAAGAGACCCUUAAGGAGAGCCCGUCUAUACUUCUGGUGCUGAAGUGGGGGGGGGAGCUGACUCCAGCCGGAAGAGUUCAGGCCGAAGAACUUGGCAGAGCCUUCCGCUGCAUGUAUCCUGGAGGUCAAGGGGAUUACGCUGGCUUUCCAGGCUGCGGCCUUCUCAGACUACACAGCACUUACAGGCAUGACCUCAAGAUCUACGCCUCUGAUGAGGGCCGGGUGCAAAUGACUGCUGCUGCCUUUGCUAAGGGUCUCUUGGCACUGGAAGGGGAACUGACACCCAUCCUGGUCCAGAUGGUGAAGAGUGCAAAUAUGAAUGGCUUGCUGGAUAAUGACAUUGAAUCCCUCAGUGGCUGCCAGCAAAGGGUUAAGGCCAGACUGCAUGGGAUCAUGCAGAAAGAUGAAGCCUUCACAGAGGAAGACUUUGACAGGCUGGCUCCAACAUGCAGCAGUUCACUAGUGAACUCUAUGAAUGUCGUGGAGAAUCCAGUGAGCACGUGUGAUAAUGUUUACACCCUCAUCCAGAGCCUCACCUCACAGAUCCGCAAAAGACUCGAAGACCCCAAAUCAGCAGACUUACAACUGUACCACAGCGAGUCACUGGAGAUGAUGUUGCAGCGCUGGUCCAAAUUGGAAAGAGACUUCCGCAUGAAGAGCGGUCGCUAUGACAUCAGCAAGAUUCCUGACAUUUAUGACUGUGUCAAGUAUGACGUGCAGCACAACAGCUCUCUUGGCUUGGAGGACACAGUAGAACUCUUCAAGCUCUCUCGAGCACUAGCUGACAUUGUUAUACCACAGGAGUAUGGCAUUAAUAAGGUGGAGAAGCUGGACAUUGCCUAUGCCUACUGUCUGCCUUUAGUGAAGAAGAUUCAGCUGGACUUACAGAGAACACAUGAGGACGAGUCUGUAAACAAGCUGCAUCCACUAUAUUCACGUGGAGUCCUGUCACCAGGCAGGCAUGUCCGAACUCGCCUAUAUUUCACUAGUGAGAGUCAUGUCCACUCCCUUCUUAGCAUCUUCCGUUAUGGUGGCCUGUUGGAUGAGGAGAAGGACCAACAGUGGAAGAGAGCCAUGGAUUAUCUGGGUGCAGUGUCUGAGCUCAACUACAUGACCCAGAUAGUCAUUAUGCUCUAUGAAGAUAACAAUAAGAACCCAUCCUCUGAAGAGCGCUUCCAUGUGGAACUGCAUUUCAGCCCUGGUGUUAAAGUAUCUGAGGAGGAGAGUGCUCCAAUGGGUUUUGGCUUCCGACCAGCCUCUGCUGAAAAUGAUCAGAAGCAAACAGACCCUGGUAGUUUAGAGAACCUCGCACGAGAUGAACCUGAUCAGGCCUUGCCCCUGUCUGAGACCAUUAGCACCCAGAGGAAAUCCCCUCUGUUCCGGAAUCGCAAGACUGGCUCGAUGGAGGUCCUGUCAGAAAGUUCGUCCUCUAAAGGGUGCAACUACCGCCUCUUCCCCUCCUGCUCACGUCAGUCUCCAGAGAUGAAGCAGAGUGGAUUAGGCUCACAGUGUGCUGGUCUCUUCAGCACCACCGUUCUAGGGGGCUCCUCUAGUGCCCCUAACCUUCAGGACUACGCACGCACACAUCGCAAAAAAUUCACCUCCGGCAGUUUGACCUAUAAAGACGGUUUUGAAGGAUGUUCCAUGGUGCCCUCUAUCUACCCUCUCGAGACCCUCCACAAUUCCCUUUCACUCAAACAGGUGAAUGAGUUCCUGACAGGUGUGUGUGAGAGUGCAGGAGAUUCCCACACCAGGACAACCAGAGCAUUCUCAGCCAUGUUUGAUUCCCAAAACCAGCCAUCAGUGGACUCUUAUAUCCCUCAACGAGUGCUGUCCUCCUCCGUUUCAAUGCGGCAGCGGUCUGACCGCCCACCAUGGUACAGCAGUGGUCCCUCCAGUACUGUGUCGAGCGCCGGUCCCUCGUCUCCCACCACUGCUGACACCUCCCCACACUUCAGCUUUAGUGAGAAGAUCACCCUCACCCCUCAGAGCAGCGAAGAGAUCCAUCUAGCUCAACACAACACCAGCCAAGCUGCUUCCUCCAUACUCGGCAACACUGAAACCAGCUUCUCCUCUGAGGACCCACAUCCUUCAAUACCAUCUCCCAUUCAGGAGACACCCAAUGAAAUACCAGUGGACAGCACGGAUUCUGCAGACCGGUGUCUGACAGAUAGACCCUGUUCUGGUGAGGCCAAUGAAGCAUCAAGUCUGACCCACGCUGAACCCAGGACUUCCUGCUCACGCUUGGCCGACAGUCCGCCAAGGGAGUCCUACUGUGGGCUGCCCGGCUCCCUGCCCGUGCUCCUUGAGCUCCGAGAGAGCAGCUCAGAGGCCGGAUCCAGUGCCCAGACUCCCCUCACCCCCGAAGAACCAGAAGAGUUCUUCGAUACCCACGAAACGGUUGAGGUGUGGAUGGGGAGCCCAGGGAACCUGCCCCACUCUGGGAUUCCUCUGGAGGUGGGAGCUCCACAUGUGUCUGAGCCUUGAAGGAAAUAGGACGGGCCAGCUUCCUCAUACGCGCAGCUCUGCAGUCAACCAUGCAUCAUGGUGUUCAACCAUGCUCUUGCUGUAGUGCCUCAGAGACCUUCGUUAAGCCUCAGUCCAAUCCAAAAGUGGGACAUUUGCUGACAUAAUUGUAAGCAAUAGUGAAAUGGCCAGUUAUUAAACAUAAGAUGUUCGAUGCACUGAUAAUCCAACGUUUUUAUGUAAACAUAUAUUACUAUCUUACUUCUCACUUUCUCCAGAAGACCAUUUUUAUUCAUUGGAUGGUCUGAAAGAUAUUUUUAUAAGGGACAUCGUGUUUGAUAGAAGUUUAUGUUUGGUGAAGUACUUUGACCGCAAUUGGCGAGCUUAACUUGAAUAAUUAACUGAUACAGCUAAAGGUAUAUUAAAUAAAUGCUAACAGUUUUAUUACUAUUUGCCAAAGCCUGCUAUAGCACUGUCAUAAUUUAUUAAAUCAUUAUAAAAUACAGAUAUACUGUAUAUAUAUAUAUAUAUAUAUAUAUAUGUAGUAUAGAUAUUUAUUGACUAAUAAGCAGCUUACGUUUAACAAUGAGGCAGCAAAUGAAUACUGUCUAACUUUUUUUCAUAUUUUUGUUUUUAUAUUUGUUAAACCUACAGUCCUAUCAGUUUAUAAUAGUCCUUAUGUUAUCAUUAAGUUCGUUUCAAGUACAUUGCUCUCCUGCUUUGUAGUGUUCACCUCUGUGAAGUACUAAUUUUGUAGUGUGAUCCUCCCUGUUUGACCAAUUGAAGAGAGUACAGAGAUUACCAUGACAUGAAAAUAUUAUUUAGUUCUUUUUCUAUUGAUUUAAAUGUGCAGUAAAAAAGAGAAACAAUGUUAUUAAAUAUCAACAUUGGUCAGAGAAAUAUGCUCUUUUUCAUCUUUUUUUUGUCCAGGAUAAAUCCAAAAUAAUUUUGGACCUUUAGGUAAACCUUGGAUUGUGGACAUGGCUGUGUACUGGACUCUCACUGAUCUAAGACCAGCUUCUUGUCAUUUUGUCAUGAAUUUCAAAUGUAAAAGCUCUAGAAUCUAGAGAUGAGCACUUAAUUUCCACCUUCUGUGAAUUAUUCCACUAAAUGAUUGAACUGACUGAGAACUGACUGAUUUGUGAUAACUGACAUUUUAAAGCAUCUGCCUCUGAUAGAUUCUCAACUCUAACUUGUUGUAAUGUUUAGUGCUCUGUAUGCAGUCUGCGCAGUAGUAUUAAAUGCCACUUUAAUUUACAGUGUUUGAAAUAAAAGUGACUGUCCA